This is a messenger RNA of Megalops cyprinoides (Indo-Pacific tarpon), 2025 nucleotides long. RefSeq names its product glucosamine (N-acetyl)-6-sulfatase a (gene gnsa). Lineage: Eukaryota; Metazoa; Chordata; Actinopteri; Elopiformes; Megalopidae. Gene Ontology annotation, biological process: glycosaminoglycan metabolic process. The transcript has 14 exons. Gene Ontology annotation, molecular function: N-acetylglucosamine-6-sulfatase activity; glycosaminoglycan binding. The coding region runs from base 152 to 1774 and encodes 540 amino acids. The record is from RefSeq and is a predicted model, not a curated record.
CAGGGAAGUGUUGUCCUGGACUGGUUGUGUUUAUGCGCUGUUCUUCUUGAAAGGGAGCCUUUUGUCCAUCUAACUGAAUUAGACGCCUUUAUAUACUUAAAAAAGCCCUCGCGUUGACAUAGCAGGGUUUGUCCGUUAAUUCACAGUGAAAAUGAGAUCAGUUAGAGUAGGUCUCCGGCCUUUAUUGAAUUUUAUUGUUAUCUGCGUCACUUUGUUAUCUAAUAACAUGGCAGUUUUUGCCACGAAUAGGAGACCGAAUAUUGUUUUGAUUUUGACUGACGACUUGGACGUCAAAAUCGGUGGUAUGAUUCCCCUAAACAAGACAAGAAAGCUUAUUGGUGAGGCAGGAAUAUCAUUUACAAAUUCAUUUGUGGCCAGCCCCCUGUGCUGUCCCAGCCGUGCCAGCAUCCUCACAGGGAAGUACCCGCACAACCACCACGUGAUCAACAACACCCUGGAGGGCAACUGCAGUAGCAUGGCCUGGCAGAAGAGCCAGGAGCCCAGCGCCUUCCCCUUCCUGCUGCAGCGCUACGCGGGCUACCAGACAUUCUUCGCUGGGAAGUACCUUAACGAGUAUGGAUCCUCUGAAGCAGGGGGUGUCGAGCAUGUCCCUCCAGGCUGGGACUACUGGUUUGCCUUGGAAAGAAACUCAAAGUACUAUAACUACACGCUAUCUGUGAAUGGAAAGGCCCAAAAGCACGGCCAGAACUACAGUGAAGACUAUCUGACAGAUGUGCUGGCAAACAGGUCUAUCGAGUUCCUGCAGUACAAGUCUAACUACAGGCCCUUCUUCAUGAUGGUGUCCACGCCGGCCCCUCACGCCCCCUGGACCGCUGCCCCGCAGUACGAGGGCCGCUUCAAUGACGUCAAGGCACCGCGGGACCCCAACUUCAACGUGCACGGCAAGGACAAACACUGGCUAAUCAGGCAGGCUAAGACACCCAUGACAAACUCCUCUGUGCAGUACCUGGACAACGCCUUCCGGAAUCGAUGGCGCACUCUUUUAUCUGUGGAUGACCUGGUGGAGAAAGUGGUUAAGAAGCUGGAGGUGCGGGGCGAGCUGGAGAACACCUACAUUAUCUUCACCUCUGAUAACGGUUACCAUACAGGCCAGUUUUCUCUGCCCCUGGACAAGCGGCAGCUGUAUGAGUUUGACAUCAGAGUGCCCCUGCUGGUCAGAGGACCAAACAUCAAGCCCAACCAGACAUGCCAGAUGCUUGUGGCCAAUGUGGACCUGGGGCCGACCAUCCUGGACAUCGCCGGGUUCGACGUCAACAAGACUCAGAUGGACGGCAUGUCCUUCCUGCCUCUCAUGAAUGGUAAAGCUCAGAACAGCACCUGGCGGACAGACAUGCUGGUGGAGUACGAGGGCGAGGGGCUGAAUGUCUCAGAUCCCACCUGCCCGCUGCUGGGGCCUGGCGUUUGGGGGUGCUUCCCGGACUGCGUGUGCGAGGAUGCCAUCAACAACACCUACGCCUGCGUUCGCACCGUCUCCCCCUCUACUGACCUGCAGUACUGCGAGUUUGACGACAACGAGGUGUUCGUGGAGGUGUACAAUCUGACAGCAGACCCGUUCCAGCUGAGCAACAUCGCCAAGAGCAUCGACCAGGAGGUUCUGGAGAAGAUGAACCACAGGCUGAUGAUGCUGCAGUCCUGCUCGGGGCCGUCCUGCCGAAUGCCGGGGGUGUACGACUCAAGGUACAAGUUUGACCCACGGAUGAUGUUCAGCAGCGGGGGGCCGCGCAUCAGCCGACUGCGGCAGACGCUGAAGUAAGGUGGGGGGGGGGGUCCGGCCAGCCCCUGCCCUGCUGGGGCCUUGUGUCCUGAGGGUAGUCCUGCAGCUGUCCCACCCCCCCCUCCUCCCCUGCUGGAGGUGGGAGGGGGGAGCCUAACACUGGGAUAGAGGGGUUCCACAGAGAGACAAGGCCAGCCAUCACUACAGCCACUUUUUUAACAUGGUUGCCUUCAUGUGUGACAGAAGCCCUUCUGUUUUGACCCACAAACGCAGUCCCAAAAACAUGAGAG